Camponotus floridanus (Florida carpenter ant) is the source of this 1685-nucleotide messenger RNA. RefSeq names its product fibroblast growth factor 1. Lineage: Eukaryota; Metazoa; Arthropoda; Insecta; Hymenoptera; Formicidae. The record is from RefSeq and is a predicted model, not a curated record. Gene Ontology annotation, cellular component: cytoplasm. Gene Ontology annotation, biological process: animal organ morphogenesis; positive regulation of gene expression; regulation of cell migration. The coding region runs from base 305 to 1012 and encodes 235 amino acids. Gene Ontology annotation, molecular function: growth factor activity; fibroblast growth factor receptor binding. The transcript is spliced from 5 exons.
CUAAAGUGUCGUGUGAUCGAAAAAAAAUUCACUCUCUACUCUGCUCUCGAUUAUGUGAACAAAGUUCGACAGAAUUUAUCCUCCAGUCUUAUCUCCAUCUAAUUUUUCUAAGUCUUUUAUACGAUACGUGUAGGUGUACGUGUGAAAAAAAUAUUGUAAUAUAUUCGAUAUUUAGUGCUUCUCUUGCAAAUAAUGCGAUGUAACUUGUGUCUGCUGUAAAUAAUUAUAGUGCGUAUGCUGUUAUCAAUGUGUCAAGUUCGAAGAAGACUUAUAUUAAUAUAAUUGCACAGCAAGGAAACCGAAAAUGAGUUUGCGCUGGAUUCACGAGAAUUUGGAAGCACCAACAUGCGACGAGGAGUGCAGCGAUAUCGACGAUAGUUGCAGUGACGAUAGCUACGACACGGAAUUAUCUCUUCAGGAAGACGACGAUGUAGUAGAAAAUGGGAAGAAAAUCGCUCGCGAUGUUCGGAAGAAGAGGGAAACCAAAAGACCUUCGACCACGACCGUCACCUUUGACGGGAACGGAACCCCGCGUAACAUGGAACGCAACUCCAAACCACAUAAAUAUACGCCGUACGUAAUAUGGGAUCCCCGACAGCCAGCGAAAAAUCCUGUCUAUAAUUGUGGGAUAAUAAAACUGUACUGUCGAACAGGGUAUCAUCUGGCAAUUACACCAUCGGGACGAGUCCGAGGAUUAUCUGACAACAAAGAGUCGCACGCUCUGCUUCACGUAACACCGGUAUCUUUCGGUGUUAUUAGAAUACAAAGUAUCGAAACGAGGCUCUAUCUGGCAUUUAAUAAAAAAGGACGAUUAUACGGAGAGGUAAAUAUGAGCAACGAUAAUACUGAAUGGGAACAAUGGACUAUUGGUUCCUAUGAUGCAUUUCGAUCGCGCAAAUACGUGCAUUAUGGAUGGUGGAUAGGAAUAAAGAAGAAUGGACGAGCAAAGCCGGGACCGAAAACAUCUUGGGGGCAAAAAGCAAUACAAUUUUCGGCUAUCCAAGAGGAUUAAUCGAGGAAAAACACACAGAUAUACUUUUUAUUUUACUCAUUUAUAAAUUAACUGGUCAGAAGAGGAAUCAAAGACAGUGAUGAAUGAGUGUUUCAUGAGAAAAAAGAUGGUUCUGCUAGAUAAAAAAAUUCAUUCGAAUGAGGCAUUGAUCGAAUACAACACGUUCCAAUAGAAUAUAAUGUUUAUUAUAACACUGUGUUUCACUCAACAAUGGGAUAAUUUGGAAUUGUGCAUUCUGCUUGUGCCCUCAAACUGAAACUCGAUCGCAAGUCGCAGUUUUUCAUUUGCAGUAAAUAUAUAUUAUUAUGCAUCAAUCGUGUCGACUCGAUACGCUUACAAGCAAGAUGAUUGCACAUGCAUUAACUCGUCUAAAAUCAACUUUUCGUCAUAAAUAGCAAACUAGCUCGCAUCUUGCUCGUAACGUAUACUAUAUAUGUAGCAUAUCAAUUUUUCAUAGUAUGUCAUCGAUUACAGCGUAUUGUAAUUGUAUAUAAUUAUUACAAUAUUAUCUCUUUUGUACAUCUACAUACAAUGCAUAUAUAUAUAAUAUGUCAAAACUUUCAAGCAAGAGUUUGUAUUAAAACAAAAGAUAUUUCGACGAAAUGUAUAUGUAGCUUUAAGUUUUUUAAUGUUCAGCUUUGCAAAUGUAAAGUGUGCAUAUUGGAUAAACUUU